Messenger RNA from Closterium sp. Naga37s-1, 1434 nucleotides. The record is from the annotation of a GenBank genome assembly. Lineage: Eukaryota; Viridiplantae; Streptophyta; Zygnematophyceae; Desmidiales; Closteriaceae.
AUGCUGUCCGUUGGAUCUGAUGAUGGACGAGCCAUAAUCAGCCUGGUGGUGCCCGGGGAGGGAGAGGGGGCAGCAGGAGAGGGGGCGAAGGAGGGGGGUAGUUGCUCAGUGCAUUUGUCGGGGUAUUACAUGGCUGAGGGGGUGAUGGGGGGGGAGGAGGAAGGGGAGGAGGGAGAGGAGAGCGAGGAGGAGGGGGAGGAGGGAGAGGAGGUGGAUACUGAUGAGGAAGACGCACACCUGGCAGACCUGCCGCGGGAGUGGCAGAGGGCGCUUAUAGGAAGCAGCGAUGAUGAGGGGGACGAGGUUGAAUUUGGUGACAGCGAGGAGGAGGACGAUGAGGAGGAUGAGAUGGAGGGAGUGGUGCUGGCGAACAGCAGCCAAACGGGAGUGCGCAUAGUGGAGAUUACGGAGGAGAAGGGAGCAGGGAAGGCGGCUGUAGCGGGUCUCCCCAGCAGCACGGAACCCCUGGUUCAGGAACCCAAGGCUGCUGCUGCUGCUACAGCCAAGGGGAAGAAGGGCGAUGCACAGGAUAAGACGCAGCAGGGGCAACAGGAGAAGAAGGGGCAGGAGCAGGGGAAGGGGAAGGAGCAGGGGAAGGGGGCAGCUGCGGCAGGGGCAGCAGGGGCGGAGAAGAGGAAAGGAGAGGCGGGCGCAGCAGGAGGGGAGGCAGCGGCAGCGGCACCACCAGGGAAGAAGAGCCGUGUGGCUGAGAAAAAGGAUGCCAAGGCAAAGCAGGCGGAGCAGAAAAAGAAGGCAGAGGAGGAGAAGAAGAAGAAGCAGGAGGAGGAGAGAGCAAAGAAGAAGCAAACAGACGUGGAGAAGAAGAAGAAGAAGCAGGAGGAGGAGGCGAAGAAAAAGAAGCAGGACGGGGAGGCGUGGGCAAAGGCGAAACAAGCAGCAUCUGGAGCAGCAGGAGGAGAGUCGCCUGGGGCAGGGGAGGGGAAAGACGGGAAGACGAGGAAGAGGGUGUUUCCGGGAGGCAUGGAGGUAGAGGAGUUGAGCAUGGGCAAGCCUGAUGGAAAAUUGGCUGAGCCAGGGAAGAAGGUAAUGAUGAGGUACAUCGGUCGCCUCAAGAAGACCGGCAAGGUCUUUGACUCCAACCUCACUCAUCCCCAACCGUUUGCCUUCCGCCUAGGCGUGGGAGAAGUGAUCAAGGGUUGGGACGUCGGCGUCAAAGGCAUGCGAAUUGGUGACAAGAGGCGCCUCACCAUCCCUCCUGCCCUCGGGUACGGCUUCAGAGGAGCCCCUCCCAAGAUACCUACCUACCUAGGUGGUAACCAACCAGCAGCACUGAGUGCGGCAGUAACCAACCAUCCCUUGAUCCCAUCCCUUGUCUUCUUUUCCCCCUGCAGGUACGGGUUCAGGGGAGCCCCGCCCAAGAUUCCUGGCAACGCCACUCUGGAGUUUGACGUGGAGCUGAUCGGCGUCAAGUGA